GACCAUGCCUCCACGCUCCAAACGAGCCCCAGCAUGGAGCAAGGGCGAGUUGAUGGACCUCAUCAGUGUGUUUGAGGAAGCUGUGGAGUCACAGCUGCGCUUCAGCCAUAGGAAUUAUGAUACCUAUGGGCAGAUAUCAAAGGCCAUGAUGGAAAGGGGCCAUAACCGGGACACGGUGCAGUACAAGGUUAAAGUAAAGGAGCUGCGGAGUGCCUAUUGCAAAGCCCGCGAGGGAAACCACCGCUCAGGUGCUGCCCCCACGACCUGCCAUUUUUACAAGGAGCUGGACGUGAUACUUGCGGGUGACCCCACUGCCAAUCCGAGGAUCAGGAUGGACAGUUCAGAGCAGGGAGAGGAGAGGGAGGUGGAAGGGGGGGAGGAAACCGAGAGUGAAGGUACUAGGGUGAGGGGAGACACCCUGGAGUCCCAGGAGUCAUGCAGCCAGGAGCUCUUCUCAAGCCAGGAGGAAGCUAGCCAGUCGCAGCAGCUGGAACUUGUUGGUGAAGAAGAAGCAGAGGAGCAGGUUCCCGUGUCCUUGACUACUACUACUACUAAUUGACUGGCCGUAUCAGAGACUGCUGAAAAGCUACAAAACCUGAG
Gopherus flavomarginatus (Mexican gopher tortoise) is the source of this 600-nucleotide messenger RNA. RefSeq names its product zinc finger and SCAN domain-containing protein 29-like. The record is from RefSeq and is a predicted model, not a curated record. The transcript has 2 exons. The coding region runs from base 5 to 559 and encodes 184 amino acids. Lineage: Eukaryota; Metazoa; Chordata; Testudines; Testudinidae.